UUUAAUCUGCUUCAUAAUAAACCAAUCUUUUUGGUGGUUGUUACGCUAAACAUCAUACACCCGGACGAUCACUAUUUUCAAUUUCCCAACCCUGCUUUCACUGUGAUUUUGUUUUUGCUUAGGAUUCAAGCUCUCUUUUUUAUUCACACUCUCUACUUUUUUCUACUUUAUCUUUCACUAGGAAUUGGUUAUUUAACUCUUUUUUUUUUUCUGUCACAAUAAGAAAAGAAAGGUCAGUUUUUUUCUAUUUUCUUUCUAAGAUGAUGGCAAUUAAGGGUCUAACUUGGAAUAUCCCUUUGUCUCCUAUAAUUCCAUGACUAUGCAUUCAUGUCUAUUUCGUGUUGUUCCUGAUCUGGGAUUCAUCAGAUUCUGCUGUUUCUGCAUAUUCUUCACUCUUCUCUGGCAAAAGAACACUGCUUGGUUAGCAAAAAGCAUUUCAAAUAAUGGGUUGGCUGACCAAGAUUCUUAAAGGUUCAAGUAAUAAAGGGCGAUAUCAUGAGAGAUAUGGAGAUGGUAGAACUUGGGAUGAACCUCGCCGUUCAACGGAAGGCUCUGAUGGUUUUGACAAAGAUGAAAUUGAUUGUGCUAUUGCAAUUUCCCUUUCAGAAGUAGACCCAAAAGGCAAGAAAGUAAUAGAAGAUGAGUCUGAACCGGAGGAGGAAUCAGACGAGGAUGUAGCAGUUGAUGGUCACAUAGAGGAUGAUGAUGAAAAAUAUGUUGAAUCUCAUGUGGAGGAGGAAGAGGACAGCUAUGCCAAAGCUCAUGAAGAGAAAGAGGAUGACCGACAUGCCAAAGUUCAGCAAGAGGAAGAUGAAGAUCUCGCUAAAGUUCAAUUGGAAGAAGAUGAACAACUUGCUAAGGCAAUUCAAGAAAGUUUAAAUGUGGAGUCUCCACCUCGUUCUGGUCAUGGGGGUUUAUUUUCUCCUUAUCCAUUCUUCUUUUCAGCUAGUUACAGAAUCUGUGCUGGUUGCAAUGCUGAGAUUGGUCAUGGACGAUACCUUAGUUGCAUGGGUUCUGUUUGGCAUCCAGAAUGUUUCCGCUGUCAUGCUUGCAACCAGCCAAUUAAUGAUUACGAGUUUUCGGUUUCAGGGAAUCGUCCUUUUCAUAAAUCCUGCUAUAAAGAGCAGCAUCAUCCAAAAUGUGAUGUUUGCAGGAAAUUUAUACCGACAAAUCCAGCUGGUCUUAUUGAGUACAGGGCACAUCCCUACUGGAUGCAAAAGUACUGCCCCUCUCAUGAGCGAGAUGGCACUCCUCGCUGUUGUAGUUGCGAAAGAAUGGAGCCCGUAGAUGUAAAAUAUAUAUCACUUGAUGAUGGUCGGAGGCUGUGCCUAGAGUGUCUAGAUUCUGCAAUUAUGGAUACUCAUGAAUGCCAACCUCUCUACCUUGAAAUCCAAGAAUUUUAUGAAGGAUUAAAUAUGAAAGUUGAACAACAGGUUCCUCUCCUUCUGGUUGAGAGGCAAGCUCUAAAUGAGGCCAUGGAGGGAGAAAAGAAUGGCCAUCAUCACUUACCAGAAACUAGAGGACUCUGCUUGUCAGAGGAACAGACAGUUACCACCGUCUUAAGGAGGCCAAGGAUUGGGGCUGGCUAUCGGUUCAUAGACAUGAUUACUGAACCUCAUAGGCUAAUUCGUCGGUGUGAAGUUACAGCUAUUCUCAUUUUGUAUGGUCUUCCUAGGUUGCUGACAGGAUCUAUCCUGGCUCAUGAGAUGAUGCACGCUUGGCUUAGGCUUAAAGGUUAUCCAAAUCUGAGUCCGGAAGUUGAGGAAGGAAUAUGUCAGGUUUUGGCACAUAUGUGGUUGGACUCUGAGAUCUAUGCUGCAGCGGGAAGUGAUGCAGCUUCAUCGUCAUCCUCGUCAUCUGCAUCUUCUUCUUCAUCAUCAUCACCAUCAUCAUCCUCUUCCACAUCAUCAAAGAAAGGAAAGCGCUCGGAUUUUGAGAAGAAACUUGGCGGCUUUUUUAAGCACCAGAUUGAGUCAGAUUCAUCCACAGCGUAUGGAGAGGGAUUCAGGCAAGGUAAUCAAGCAGUGAACAAGUACGGUCUUAAAAGGACCCUUGAUCAUAUUCGGAUGACAGGAAGCUUCCCUUUUUGAUUCACAAAUCUUUCUUUUCACCUAAUUCGAGAACCAGAUUCCUGUCUAUUAAAAUCUUAUACAAUAGAAAAAAAUACAGAAAUAAUACAUUAUAGAACUGAAUAAGCAAAUGAAGAUGUUCAUUUGCGACUACUGUAAUUUUCUCCUCACAUAGUAUGUUAUUAGUUAUUACACUGUACUUGAAUGCUAUUAAACCAUAAGAAAGAGACAAAUACAUGUAGUAUAUAUCUAUUACGUUGUACGCUUAUUUUGUUUAUUAUUUCUUUUCCUAAA
This is a messenger RNA of Gossypium raimondii (Peruvian cotton), 2363 nucleotides long. Its product is annotated as protein DA1-related 1. Bases 444 to 2090 code for a protein of 548 amino acids. NCBI's taxonomy places the organism in Eukaryota, Viridiplantae, Streptophyta, Magnoliopsida, Malvales, Malvaceae. The transcript is spliced from 12 exons. The record is from RefSeq and is a predicted model, not a curated record. Gene Ontology annotation, molecular function: ubiquitin binding.